AUGCCCAAAAUCUUUCUCAUCACCGGAAGCUCAACUGGCUUUGGCCAUGACUUGGUACAGGAAGUACUAAACCGUGGAGACAUUGCUAUUGCGACCGCUCGCAAUCCAGCAUCAUUGGAAUUCGAAAACACCACAGAGAAGAACUAUCUGCCGUUGGAGCUUGAUGUGACAAGUGUCGAGUCCAUCAAAGCUGCAUUCGCCCAGGCUGUCAAGCACUUUGAGAGAAUCGACGUGGUGGUGAACAACGCGGGAUAUGGUCUCUCGGGAUGUUUCGAAGAAUAUACCGACGCCCAGAUCCGAAUGCAAAUGGAAGUCAACUUUUUCGGUCUUGUCAACGUUACUCGAGAAGCCAUGGCGACUAUGAGAGAUCAAACGCCUAGCGGUGGCGUAAUUCAACAAGUUACCAGCGUGGGUGGACAACGCGGAGCUGCUACCUUCAGCCUCUACGCUGCAAGUAAAUGGGCCGUUGAAGGCUUCACUGAGUCUAUCGCAAAGGAAGUGAAGCCCGAGUGGGGUAUCAAGUUUACAUGUGUUGAACCAGGUGGUUUCAGAACUGAUUGGGCUGGUCGCUCAAUGACAUUUACUGAUCGUCAUCCGGCUUAUGACCAUUUGGAUGCUAAGAAGACCAUGAUGGCCCGACAUGGAACUCAGCCUGGCGAUCCAAAGAAGGCAGCGAGAGCAUUUUACGACCUGGCUGUUAUGGAUGAACCGCCCCUGAGAGUGCUGCUUGGUUCAGAUGCUUACCCAGCUAUUCUGGCAAAGUUGGAGGACCAGAGAAAAGACUUCAUGAAGUACGAAGCAAUCAGCUUGAGCACCGAUGUAUAG
Messenger RNA from Penicillium nucicola, 825 nucleotides. Its product is annotated as Short-chain dehydrogenase/reductase SDR. Gene Ontology annotation, molecular function: oxidoreductase activity. The transcript is spliced from 2 exons. NCBI's taxonomy places the organism in Eukaryota, Fungi, Ascomycota, Eurotiomycetes, Eurotiales, Aspergillaceae. Bases 1 to 825 code for a protein of 274 amino acids. The record is from RefSeq and is a predicted model, not a curated record.